Ambispora gerdemannii is the source of this 234-nucleotide messenger RNA. Lineage: Eukaryota; Fungi; Glomeromycota; Glomeromycetes; Archaeosporales; Ambisporaceae. The record is from the annotation of a GenBank genome assembly.
AUGGAUUAUCCGAUACCUACUGAUUUUCAAGGUCAUGAACCAAUUAGGCCAGAGAAAAUAAUCAAACGACAGAAGGAUAAUAAACAAUCAUUAAAAUACUAUAACCAUCAAAAAGAAGGAAUCCAACCAGAAAAGGCACAUUCUACCGACGCUGGAUUUGAUCUCCGAUAUCCCGGAAAGAAGCCCUUACUACUGGAACCCCACACCGUAACAAAAAUUGACCUCAAAAUUGCU